UAGCCGACUAUACUUUCCUAUCGGUCCAUAAGAUACGGUACCAAAAUGGGGGGCUCCUCAAACCAAAUUGGUAGGCGUCUCUGAAAGCCAUCCGAUCCAAGGAGCCUGCGCCAGUUCUGGUUUUUCCGAAUUGCCGGUAUUGGUACUUAGCUCGAGAAUUUCAUUAAAAUUCAGUAUUAGCAAAACGCUCACCAUCGUCGCCUGUUGGCAGUGAAUCUUCUCAGAUAUUUCGGUUGAUCAGAGUGCUGUGACAAUUUUUCCAAAAUGUACGGGGUUAAUAGUUCACUCUCCGGAUCUUCAGUGGCGGACGAAUGUGCGAAAAUAGAAGCGCGACCUAUAGACAGUGGUUUUCUCUCAUCCUCUGAUAUUUCCGACUCGGAAAAUUUCACUUCCGAACAGCUUUCCGCCAAGUCUGAAUUUUCCGAUUAUUUUGUCUCAGGAAACGAGGUCGUCGAAGACGGAAACAUGAAAGUGGACAACAGGGUGUAUUUUCUCAGCGAGAGUUUGUCGAAAAUCAAGGUGGAGGGAUCCUGCACCAACGACUUGUCGUCCGACAAAUCCGCUACAGAGGACGCAUGGGGGAAGAAGAAUAAGGGACAAUUCAUUCUGCAGGAUGAGCACGGAAAUACACACCUUCAUCUUGCCAUUUAUUUCUGCUACUCGGACAUGGCGUUCAACCUGAUAAGGGCAGCAAUCAGUCCAGUCUACUUGGACCUGUUAGAUCAAGAUGGGCAAUCUCCCUUGCAUCUUGCAGUUGCCACAAAUCAAUAUCAAAUAGUUAGAAGUUUGAUCGUUGCUGGUGCUCAUCCAGGUAUUAGGAAUUCUAAAGGGGACUCACCUCUUCACAUAGCAGCUAGAUUAGGGUAUUACAACUGCUGCAGAGCCAUACUAGAGCCAGUGAGAAGGGAAGAAUUCAAAUCACUAUGUCUAUCUUAUGAUGAAGUGCAUUACAAGAUGGUGGAUUUGGAACAGUGGAACUACGAAGGUCAAACUUGCGCCCACAUAGCCGCUUUAAAUUGCCAUAUUGACAUUCUAAGGCUCCUCAUGAGAUGUGGGGCUGAUAUAAACGCCAGAGAGGGUCGAGGGGGUUACACAAUACUCCAUUUCGCCAUACAAAACAAAAUGGAAAAAUUGGCGUAUUUUCUACUGAGCGAAUGUUCCAACUUGGAGGCUGAUGUUACGACAUAUGCGGGAAAAUCUGUACUACAGCUAGGAUUACCAAUCAACACAGGAUUAAGUAGGACUCUUUUGUUGAGAGGAGCAGCUUCCCCUUAUUCCAGCGAGGAUGAAGACAUGGAAGAAUGCGAAGAUGAGGUCCUCAAACGUAAUAACCACCUCUAUUUGCACAAUAGUCUGUUGAAUGGGUGUGCAUAAUCAUCUCUAAACAGAAUAAUUCAUCAAAUUGAUGAAUUUCGGCGAAGUAAGAAUAUUGCCAAAUAUCUUUCACUGUGAUUAAAGAAUGCAAGAAAUUCGAAGUACUCGGAAAUCCUUUGGCAAUGAGCUGGAAGAGAAGAAAAUCUUUUGCAACACUUCCGGGCCCAGGAAACAAGAUUAGCUGAGAUGUUGCCUGAAAUGUUGAAAAAAGUGGAAGUGUUAACGAGAGUACAUAAAAAUUACAAUGCGAAAGAAGUCCUGAGUGCCUUGACGAUUGAUUAAAGUGUUCUUGCAAACAACAUUGUUGUCGAAUCACCGUUUGAGUUCCUGUAUUUAUUUUCUCAUAACUAUAGUAGUCAUAUUCUUUUGAUAUUUACCACGAAAUUGUUGAUCAUAAGUAGUCAUGUUUAAUUGUUUUUAACUGUGGCCAAAUUGUACACUUCCAUUUUUAACUGAAGCUGUGAUAAGAAGACUUUUCUAUUCUAUGAAUAAAAAUAGUUCUUUUUCAGUCAGCAUGGAAAAGGAAAAAUCAGUAUUCCUGAUUCAGAAAAAAUAUUUCUGAAUAAGUUUGAAGUUUUUUUGAACUACCUAGGUAAUAUUGAAUUUGUUGAAUAAAUCAAGCCAAAUUUAUUUAUUACAUAAGUUUUUAUUAUUGAAGUUUAUUCUGUUACCAAAUAAAACUUACUUAUUGUACAAA
Molecule: messenger RNA, 2071 nt
Organism: Coccinella septempunctata (seven-spotted ladybird)
Lineage: Eukaryota; Metazoa; Arthropoda; Insecta; Coleoptera; Coccinellidae
Product: NF-kappa-B inhibitor cactus-like
Exons: 4
Coding region: 265-1374 (369 amino acids)
Molecular function (GO): protein binding
Source: RefSeq, a predicted model, not a curated record